Calliphora vicina (urban bluebottle blowfly) is the source of this 2381-nucleotide messenger RNA. Its product is annotated as myosin-I heavy chain-like. Gene Ontology annotation, cellular component: vesicle; actin cytoskeleton; myosin complex. The record is from RefSeq and is a predicted model, not a curated record. Gene Ontology annotation, biological process: actin filament organization; vesicle transport along actin filament. The transcript has 10 exons. NCBI's taxonomy places the organism in Eukaryota, Metazoa, Arthropoda, Insecta, Diptera, Calliphoridae. Gene Ontology annotation, molecular function: actin filament binding; ATP binding; microfilament motor activity. The coding region runs from base 111 to 2381 and encodes 756 amino acids.
GAUGACUAAUAUUACUUAAAACCACUUAAGCAAACGAAUAUCAUUUGAGAAUAUUUUGCGGUUCAUUCUGCAUAUUUUGUAAAUAACAAACGGAUAAAAUUAAAUCGGAAAUGGAAACCCAAUCUAGAAUAGGUGAAAGUGAUAUGACGGAUAUUCCAGAGAUUGAUGAACUUGGAAUAAAUAAUAAUUUAAAGCUGCGUUACGAAAACGAGAUUAUAUAUACGUAUACUGGUACAAUACUUGUGGCUGUAAAUCCUUACAAAUCAUUGCACAUUUUUAAUAAGGAUUACGUUUUCAAAUAUCACGGUCAAAAAAUUGGUUCACAUGAACCGCAUGUAUUUGCUUUAGCAGAAGCUUCAUACAAAAGUAUAAUUGAUGAUGAAAUAAGUCAGUCGGUAGUUAUAUCUGGAGAAUCUGGUGCUGGAAAAACGGAAACUACAAAAUUCAUUCUUCAAUAUCUAUGUGCAGUAACUUCUAACGUUUCAACAUGGAUUCAGCAACAAAUUUUGGAAGCAAAUACAAUUUUAGAAGCUUUUGGAAAUGCCAAAACUAUACGUAAUGACAACAGCUCUCGUUUUGGAAAAUUUAUGCAAGUUUGUUUCGACUCUAAACAUUGCAUUAAAGGGUGCGUUAUACAAGAUUACUUAUUGGAACAAUCUCGCAUAACAUUUCAAAGUACUGGGGAAAGAAACUAUCAUGUUUUAUAUCAACUUGUUGCGCAAGGACAUCGCAAUCCCGAAAUGAUGAAAGAGUUUCACUUAAAGUCACCAACAUUUUACCGGUAUUUGAACGCAUCUGGUAAUAACGAAGUUGACAUUGACUUUGAAUCCAAAAAAUUUGAAGCCCUUACGAUGGCAUUUACUGUAUUACAAAUUUCUGAACAAUCGAUCGAUGGAGUAUUCAAGGUGUUAAGUGCAAUAUUAUGGUUAGGUAAUCUGGAAUUUUGUGAUGUUGAUGGCGAACGAUGUGAACUACAUAAUGAAGAUAAAGACAUAAUGCGAAUCAUUUCAAAACUUCUGGGUAUAAAUGAUGCUGAUAUGCUGCAAGUCUUAUUACGGCGACAAAUUAAUGUAAGAGGCAAUAUAACUGAAAUACCACAUAAACUACAGGAGGCUCGAGAAAACCGUCAUGCUAUGGCUAAAGCCCUAUAUUCAAAGACUUUUGCAUGGCUUGUAUCCAAAAUUAACAGUUGUACAAAUCCAGGGCAAGAUGGACAACGAUUUCUUGGUGUUUUAGAUAUAUUUGGAUUUGAAAACUUUGCAAAAAAUUCGUUCGAGCAAUUGUGCAUAAACUACACAAAUGAAAAACUACAUAAGUUUUUUAACCACUACGUUUUUGCUUUGGAACAGGAAAUAUACAGACAGGAGGAAAUAGUCUACUCUCAUGUUGAAUUUACAGAUAAUUCUUUGUGCUUGGAACUGAUAGAGCGGCCGCCAAGAUGUAUUUUUAAAUUAUUAACUGAACAGUGUCAUAUGCCGAAAGGUUCCGACACGGCAUAUCUCAACAAUAUGCAUGUUGAAUUUGAAUACAAUCCAUAUUACAUUAAAGGAAUGGACCGCAGACAUUGGGAAACCGAAUUCGGAAUUAAGCAUUACGCUGGCUGCGUUAUAUAUACCGCUGAAGGAUUUGUUGAUAAAAAUCGAGACGUCCAACAAGAUGUUUUGUUUGAUUAUAUGAGCAGGAGCGAUAAUACGUUUAUAAAGGAAUUAUCAACAUAUCAGGAAAUACAAACUAAUACCUCAACGAAUACUCAGAGAGGAACCUCAAAGGCAAAAAUAACAGUUAGUGAUAAUUUUAGACAACAGUUGCAAACACUAAUUGAUGUCUUGCAGAAUACUAAACCAUGGUAUGUUCGAUGUAUUAAGCCAAAUGCUGAAAAAUUGCCAAAUAAAUAUAAUGAAGAUCUAGUUUUAGAUCAACUAAAAUAUUUGGGAAUGCUCGACAUAAUUCGGAUAAGAAGAGAAGGAUUUCCAAUUCAUUUAACAUUUGCUGAAUUUAUUUCAAAAUAUAAGAGCUUAUUAAGAGACAAAAAAGCGGAGUUAAAUAAAUCAAAUAUAGAAAAUAUAAUGAAUCGCUUGAAGGUACCCCACUCCGAGUGGCAAAUUGGUAAAUCAAAGAUAUUUUUGCGACCAAAAGCUUACGAACCACUAGAAGACUCUAGAAAACAUUUAGUACACACGAUGGCUUUAAUAAUACAAACAAAUUGGAAGCGCUACCUUCAAGUUAAAUACUAUAAACAUAUUCGUAAAGCUGCCUUAAAAAUACAACAUGCAUAUAGAGGAUGGAAAAUGCGCAUUCAGUUUCUACGAAUGCGUCGAGCAGCAGUUGUAAUUCAGUGCCAUUUACGAGGAGUUUAUGCAAGGGAGGUAUGUAUAAAUUGA